This is a messenger RNA of Amoebophrya sp. A120, 1225 nucleotides long. The record is from the annotation of a GenBank genome assembly. NCBI's taxonomy places the organism in Eukaryota, Dinophyceae, Syndiniales, Amoebophryaceae.
UGAAGAUUGGCGCGAGACUCUACGGUGGAAUAGAGGAAACGUUGGAAAAAGAAUUACUGCUAUCCCCAACCGUGGAAGAGGGGGGGAAGCGCUACGUGGUGAGAUUGUCGGGGGAGUUUCUCUUGAAAACGUGGCAGGUCGACGGAUUUGGGGGAGAUAAAGCCAAGCAAACGGAACAGCUCCAGGGCCUCUUAUCAAAUGUAAAAAUGUCUGGGUCUGGAAGAUUGCUAGGUUUGUCAUGCACAUUUUGCAUGACUCCUGAUGUCUGUGAUGCAUGCCCUAGCAUCACAGAUUUUGUGAGGGCUUCCUGAUGCCUAUACCGCAUGACAAAUGCUCUUUCCGUGUAGCACAACGCGGACUCUCUUUACUGCUCAUGCAAUACAGAUUUUUUUAGAAUCCAAAAUCAGCAUGACAAGUUGCAUUCUUCCAGACCCAGACAUUUUGACAUUUGAUACCUCUACUCCAGAUGCGAAAUGAACUGGAAGUACCCGUUAUCCUGAGUAAAAACGUACCCACACCAGAGUUGUAAUGCAGAUUUGCAAAGACAGGAAGACUUGUAAUGCGCAUCCCCAUGAGAGCCAUUUCCAGUCGUGUUUUGGAAUUUGUGAUGCUGUGAGCAGGAUGAGCAGAUGAAUCUGUGACGCGGCUGCACUUGCUAACCUGCACUACACUGCAGAGCACAGCUUGUCAUGCGUGACUCACAAAGCUCCUAGGUUUGUGUUGCAAAAUCCCCAUCCUGACUCUGGUGUGGGUACGUUUUUACUCAGGAUACCCGUCGCAGUUUCUCUUCAGCUACGGAGCAUGUGUGGACGCAGACUACACGGACUGCCGGGAAAGCCAGUGGCAAAGUAAUGGCAAUGAGGAACGUGGUCAACAGAGACAGACUGCUAGGUUCUCAUCGACCAGCAGCACUUCUUCCCAAUCCCGCCCGCCACGAGAUGAUCAGCAAGGCCGACACGACAAACAGGAUGGUGAUCCUGCAACAGCAGCGGGGAGCGACGACAACGACAACCAUGAAGAAAGUGUUCUCGUAGAGGACCAGGACGCAUUUACGAUCAUGCGAGUGUAUGCUUGUGGCGUUGGGGAGUUUGAAUUUAAACCGAUUCCGUCGCACCUCAGAAUUGGACAGAAGGAGCAUGGCUUUUUGAUCAUUCGAAAUUACGACAGGGCAGCAACUCUGCAAGAUGCGGUUUUGCAGAUCGCUGCGUGGAGCGAUGAUUUUUCG